AUGGAAGAGACAAGCCUGCUGAUAUUCUCGUUUAGUUAUGUUGGAAACAAAAUCGCCGUUUUCACUCUUCAGUCGCUUGGCUACGACGUUGCCGCCCUAAACACCGUUCAAUUCAGCAACCACACAGGGUAUAGGCAGUGGACGGGCACAACAGUGUCUGCCCAAGAAAUCACAGACUUGUACGAUGGUUUGCGCCAGUCUUAUCUAGACGACUUCGACAUGAUGUUGUCGGGAUACAUACCUGGAGCGGAGGCCGUAGCCUCGGUGGGGAACAUCGGCAAGGAACUCAAGAACAAGAACAAGGGAACGCCAGGGAACUUUUUCUGGGUUCUUGAUCCGGUAAUGGGCGAUAAUGGCAAAAUUUAUGUCGCCGAGGAUGUUGUUCCCGCCUACAAGGAACUGAUCGAGCAUGCCGACUUGAUUCUGCCGAAUCAGUUUGAGGCCGAACUUCUGUCAGAAGUCAAAAUUGUUGAUAUGGAAUCUCUCAACACAGCUAUCCAAGCCCUCCAUGACAAGUACCGCAUCCCUCACGUCAUCAUCACAUCCGUCAACUUCUCACCACCAGGACAACCGCCCUCGCACUUAUCCGUCAUCGGCUCAAGUAUGACAUCAAUCGGAAAAGCACGCCUCUUCAAAAUUACUUUCCCUUCGAUUGAUUGCUACUUCUGCGGCACGGGCGAUAUGUUUGGAGCUCUCGUAACAGCCCGGAUGCGCGAGGCGGUUCAAUCCGUUCCGGGGCUUAUCAAUCGCGCAAACUGGUUAAGUGACGAUACUGUGUCUGCUGCACAGUUGCCGCUCGCGCGAGCUGCAGAAAAGGUAUUGGCCAGUAUGCACGAAGUAUUGACCAAGACGAGAGACGCUAUGCCGGGUAUAAUUGAAAGGACGAGAGCGCGGUUGACAGAGGAGGAAAGAGUGAAUAGAAAGGGGGAGCGGCAGAUCACGUCCAAGGCUUCGGAGUUGCAGUUGGUGCAGAAUUUGGAUGUUUUGAGGAGUCCUGGCGUGCAGUUUAAAGCACAGCAAAUUUAG
Messenger RNA from Metarhizium robertsii ARSEF 23, 1026 nucleotides. RefSeq names its product pyridoxal kinase. Gene Ontology annotation, biological process: pyridoxal 5'-phosphate salvage. NCBI's taxonomy places the organism in Eukaryota, Fungi, Ascomycota, Sordariomycetes, Hypocreales, Clavicipitaceae. The coding region runs from base 1 to 1026 and encodes 341 amino acids. Gene Ontology annotation, cellular component: cytosol. The transcript has 3 exons. The record is from RefSeq and is a predicted model, not a curated record. Gene Ontology annotation, molecular function: pyridoxal kinase activity.